AUGAAAAAAACAAUAACUUUAGCGCCUGAUUACUCAAAAUCAUCUUUCUUUAAUGAUGGUAAUUUUCUAUUCUGCAAUGCAUUUACGAAAUAAUUGCCAUUUACAGACUUUGGAACCUUCUAAAUGAAAUACUAAAAUAAACAAAUGUCAGUGUCUAUUUCAACAUCCGAGUUAGCCAUAAAAAUAGAAGAUGAAGUAUGCUUUUUAUCUAAGUAGAAAGGUGAAAAAUAUAUUUAAAUUGAAAAUGUGUGCUUCAAAAAAAUAUUACAUCCUAAAACUUAAUAAUUAGGGUUUCGCUUAAGUAAAAAUGGGUAAUAUGCUGAAUUUUUUGGGGAAAUCGUUGACUUGUGGAAAUCUUUAAAAAAGUAUGUUAUUCAAGCAGAUUUUUUGCUUAAGUAUAAGUUGGGAUCUAAAAUAGGGGAAGGAUAUAGCUCAUCAGUUUAUAAAGCUUUUAAAAUCAUCAAUGGUGAAAAGUUUGCAGUUAAGAUAGUAGAUAAGAACAUGUUAUCUCGAAGUAAUAACUUAGAAAAGCAAUAUUUGCUUAACGAAUUAAGUAUUCUUCGAUAGAUCAAUCAUAAUAAUUUAUUAAAAUUAGAGGAGAUAUUCGAAAGUGAGGAGAAUAUUUAUAUUGUGACAGAAUUAUUGGAAGGAGGAGCUCUGAAGAAUUCUAUCUUUAAGUUUAGAUUCGCAGAAGAAGAAACAAUUAUUUUAAUGUAGGCGUUGUAUCGCACUCUCAACUAUUUACAUUAGAUGAAUAUAUUUCAUCACGACAUAAAAUUUGAUAACAUUCUACUAAGAGAUUAGUAGGAUCUCACUUCUGUUUGUAUUAUUAACUUUGGGAAAGCAUAAAUAUUGAAACCCAACAUAUCUAGUUGCAGAAAUCUCAAUCACCAUGAUUCGACUUCUCUCAUCUCAUUUUUUAGAAAAAAAGAUAUAUAUGCAAUAAGCAUAAUUAUUCUCAGCAUAUUUACAAAGAAACUAUAUUAAGAAAGCUCUUUGCUUGAUGAAUUAUUAAUGAAAAAUUAUUAAAAUGUUAGCUAUAUUGAAUUUAUGAAUCUUUUACCGCCUCUUUAGUAAUUUUUUGAAUUAUUGUUUACAGAAAAAGGAAGAUUAUUAAUUGAUACAUUAACCUGUCAUGAUAUUUUAAGUCUAGAAGUGUUCAAAUUACAUUUUUAAAGAAGAUCAUCAAAAAUGAACCAUGUUUUACACAUAUAAACUUUUGAUGUAAAAAGAUAAUCUAGGUUUCUUCCUAGACCCUCUUAAAAGGAUAAUCUUUAACUUUCCUACCUUUAAAAAAGCUUAAAAUUACCUAACAUAAAUGAUUCAUGUGAAAUUAAGGUUACAUAAAACCAAUCCUACAGUCCUUAAACUGAAAACUGUCUUUCUAAUAGAUUGACGAAUGAAUGCAAGAUCAAUAAUUAAACUCCAAGAUAUAGUAUCUUGAGAAAAUUUUUGAGUCCCAAUAUUUGA
Messenger RNA from Paramecium tetraurelia, 1470 nucleotides. RefSeq lists its product as uncharacterized. Lineage: Eukaryota; Ciliophora; Oligohymenophorea; Peniculida; Parameciidae. Gene Ontology annotation, cellular component: nucleus; cytoplasm. The transcript is spliced from 2 exons. The record is from RefSeq and is a predicted model, not a curated record. Gene Ontology annotation, molecular function: ATP binding; protein serine/threonine kinase activity. Gene Ontology annotation, biological process: protein phosphorylation; mitotic DNA damage checkpoint signaling.